AUGCCUGAACCCGUUCCUCAACGCAUCGUCCCUGGAGCUCCUCCCCCGGUUCCCCUUUCAAAAACACAGAAGAAAAAGAGAAAAGCCAGCAAACCCAAAGACGCCGACUCCCCAAUAGCAGCUACCGAUGCUGCUGCCGCCGCCGUCCUCGAAAAAGCCCCAGAACCCGUCGAGGUUCAGGAGCCCACCCUCGCUCCUGAAACCGUCCCUUCCACCGAAAAUCCCAGCACCCCCCUCCCCGAAGAAGAAAUUUUACUCAAACCAAGCCCGAUUGUUGAUCUUGUCCAUAAGCGCUUAAAAGCAACCUCGAAGAAAAUUCAACGGAUAGCUGGGUACGCUACCACGGAUUCUGAGAAAUUGAACGAUGACCAAAUACGGAGUAUCAAAACUCUGCCUGCCCUUGAAGCAAUUCAAAAGGAAUUGGGAGAGGUGAAGAAGGCCAUCGAGGUUCAUGAAUCUGAGUUGGUGCACGAAUUGGCAGCAAAGCGCGUUGAAACAGAAAAGGCAGAGAAAGCUCGUAUUGCGCAAGCCGUUUCUGCAGCUGAGGCUAAGCUACUGUCAAAAACAGCCGACAUCGUCGAUCUCCUCCGCGUGCGAGGUGCUGAAGUUCCAAGUUUUAUUACUGAUGACGUAGAACGUACCGCCAUAUAUGCUGCUACUGAUGCCCUCCUUGGUGAUGAUGUUGAGAGAAAACACGCGGUUCUCAACGGUUUCUUGUUCGACACUGGCAACUUCGAUGGCAUCUCUUACUCACGGAUAACGGAAAUCACACAGGUCGUCCUCAACCCUCCUCGCGCACCAACACCCGACGAGCCAAUUGAGGAAGAGCAGGAGGACCCAACACCGGUUGAAUCCAAUGCCGUAACCGAACCUGAGGUCCCUGUUAGUGAAGUCCUCAACGUCACCACAUCAGGUAGCUUCCACUUCAUACAAGAAAGCGAACUUGAGGCUCCAUCUCUUAAAGAAAGCGUGGAGUGGGUGUCCGUUGAGCCUCAGGAACGCAUUCCCGAGGUUGUAGCAUCGACGAUUGAAACUGAAGCUGUACCGGUAAACGCACUUGUGUCGGAGGAUUCCCUCACACCAGCGCCUGUCCAGGCAACCCUGAACUGGGCAGACUCUGACGACUCGGGGCUUCCCCCCAUUGCCGACGUCCAGGCAGAGUUCAAGGCAUCAGGCUCUGCCACCCCCGCAGAAAUUGAGACCCCAGAGGCAGUGGAACCCAUUGUGAACGGCACCGACCACGUCGAGGCCCCUCAUCGCCAAGAAGACGAUGACGGGUUCACCACUCAGGCUCGGGGUGGACGUGGAAGGGGUGGAAGGGGUGGCUCCCGUGGACAUGGUGGACACGGUGGACGUGGAUUCCGUGGUGGUGAGCGGGGUGGAUAUCAUGGGCACCGUGGUGGUGAGCAUGGCGGCUUUAGAGGUGGUGAGCGUGGUGAGCACCAUGGUGGGUUCAGAGGUGGCGAGCGUGGCGAGCACCAUGGUGGGUUCCGAGGUGGAGAUCGUGGUGAGUUCCGUGGUGGAGAUCGUGGUGAAUUCAGAGGUGGAGAUCGUGGUGAGUUCCGAGGUGGUGAUCGUGGUGAGUUCCGAGGUGGUGAUCGUGGUGAGUUCAGAGGUGGAGAUCGCGGUGAAAGUGGUGGAUUCAGAGGCGGCGAACGCGGUGGAUACAGGCGUGGUGACCGUGGAGGAUACCGUGGCCAUGGUGGUGACUGGCGCGGUGACGGUGAACGCGGUCGCGGGAGGGGCCGCGGACGAGGUGGCGAGAGGGGGGGUCCACAUCCUGCCCCCGCUCCCGCCACACCAGCAUAAUCUUGUUAUUAACGCUCCUUAGCCGAAAAGAUCACGACUCGAGAUCAGAUUCAGAGCACUUGUUACUUCCGUAUUUAUGCAUAACUCACCUCACUCCUUUAUCCAUUUACCCGUGCUGUAUUGUUGUUGUGACGUUUUCUGUGUAUGUACUACCACACACUUGGUAAUACGAUACUCUCGCGUUC
This is a messenger RNA of Laccaria bicolor S238N-H82, 1994 nucleotides long. RefSeq lists its product as uncharacterized. The transcript has 8 exons. The coding region runs from base 1 to 1809 and encodes 602 amino acids. Lineage: Eukaryota; Fungi; Basidiomycota; Agaricomycetes; Agaricales; Hydnangiaceae. The record is from RefSeq and is a predicted model, not a curated record.